UCCUCAAUGUAAUAUCCCUACUAAGAUCUGUGUUGGUACCUCUUCAAGUCACUCUUAAUCACAUCACACUGUAGGGAGUGAGCCAAACUUUCAAACUUUCUUUUGCAAGUUUGGCGAAAGUCCUGACAUAUCUGAGUUUUUUGGGCUUCUAAAGAGCCACUAAAAGUUUCCAGUUGAUCAAUUCUAGCCAUUGUUAAAGGCAUAAGAAGAGAGUCAGGGAUUUCAAAGGCGGCUCAAAAGCGGAUUUUAGGAGAGAAAGAAGAUCCUUUUUAUAGGAAAUGAAGGAGUCCAAGGUUAAGUACAGGACUAGGUGGUAGGUGGGAAAGUGGCUGAAGGAGAAGCAAGGUCUUAGUAAUUGGGUAGGACUUGUGCGUAGACGGAUUUCCGUGGCAGGCGUGCGAAGCUGAGAGUAUGAAAUCCCAAACAAUUGGAGUAAUGAAUGGCUCCGACAUCUUGGUGGUAGUGAAGAAUAUAAUCAACAUUUGAAGAUUUAAAGAGUAUUUGUGUCCGACUAUUUUAGCGAAGAUUAAUCAACAACCAAGAGCUAAUACCGUUUUUCUUAAACUUGGUUCUCUAAAAAGAAUAUAGAUGUAUUGACUGAGUUUGAUCAUGUAAAAUCUAGCAUUAACAUAAAAGCUAGUGACAUUAAGAGGCAAACUUGUUAUAAAAACACUAUUCACCAAAUUC
Molecule: messenger RNA, 687 nt
Organism: Moneuplotes crassus
Lineage: Eukaryota; Ciliophora; Spirotrichea; Euplotida; Euplotidae
Source: the annotation of a GenBank genome assembly